Messenger RNA from Babesia microti strain RI, 504 nucleotides. RefSeq names its product conserved Plasmodium protein, unknown function. Bases 1 to 504 code for a protein of 167 amino acids. Lineage: Eukaryota; Apicomplexa; Aconoidasida; Piroplasmida; Babesiidae. The record is from RefSeq and is a predicted model, not a curated record. The transcript has 4 exons.
AUGGAUGAUGAUACAAUUAGUUUCCCUGCUUACAGAAGUGAGGAAUGGAUUGAAAGGAAUAGAAAAAUUAUCGCACCAAAGCAAUUCAUGAGCAAUGUGGAUAUUACACCAAAAUUUAUGAUAAAUGCCCUAAAAAUUGAUGCAAACCGCGUAAAAGUACAACUUGUAAGGGAUGAUAUAAAAAAUUCACUGUUCAAACAGUCACUAAUGCAAGUGCAGAAUGUGGAAGUUGUGAGCCACAGGUGGUGUAAAAAAGACAGGGUACUAAAAAAAAUUUACACAAUACAUGGGAGACUGAAAUUUGGUGGAAUUUUUCAUAAAUUAAUGGAUCGAGAAGUGUUGGAAAGGGAGAUUUGGGAAAUAGAUCGUUGUGGUGAAACCAUCUCAUAUAAUAUAACGGUGUAUAAGGAAGGUGAAGAUGGAUUUUCAAGUACAAUAAGGCCAAGGAGCCUUAGAGGACUGUACGAAAUGCUUAAAUUCUAUUAUCUUUACAUAAUACUCUAG